Molecule: messenger RNA, 999 nt
Organism: Arthroderma uncinatum
Lineage: Eukaryota; Fungi; Ascomycota; Eurotiomycetes; Onygenales; Arthrodermataceae
Product: prohibitin-1
Exons: 2
Coding region: 1-999 (332 amino acids)
Biological process (GO): mitochondrion organization
Cellular component (GO): membrane; mitochondrion
Source: RefSeq, a predicted model, not a curated record
AUGAAGACGAAGAAGUUGUUCCUGUCGUCUGCGUCGGCGCUAGUCCGCUUCGGGCAUGGUGAGGAUAUCAAAUGCUCGAAACCUCCAAAGCUCUGCGUUGAAUCCAUUGCGAGUUUAUCAGCCCAGAAAUACAAGCAAAAACAGAUCAUAUCCACCAUGGCAAGCCCUCUGUCGCUCAUAUACAAGUACGCCGUACCGGUCGCGGUCGGUGCCUCGUUCGUUCAGGCUUCGAUUUACGACGUCAAAGGAGGAUCUCGCGCUGUCAUAUUCGACAGGCUCUCCGGUGUGCAGGAAAAGGUCGUCAACGAGGGCACACAUUUCCUUAUUCCAUGGCUACAGAAGAGCAUUAUCUACGAUGUCAGGACGAAGCCCAGAAAUAUCUCCACAACGACUGGAAGUAAGGAUUUGCAGAUGGUCAGCUUGACGCUCAGAGUGCUGCACCGACCGGAAGUUCAGAAACUGCCCGUCAUCUACCAGCAACUUGGCCAAGAUUACGAUGAGAGAGUCCUCCCAUCCAUCGGAAACGAAGUUCUCAAGUCGAUUGUCGCCCAAUUCGAUGCCGCGGAACUGAUCACCCAGAGAGAGGCUGUCUCGAACCGCAUCCGCACCGAUCUCCUUCGACGUGCUCAGGAGUUCAACAUCGCCCUUGAGGAUGUCUCCAUCACCCACAUGACAUUCGGCCGCGAAUUCACCAAGGCCGUCGAACAAAAGCAGAUUGCGCAGCAGGACGCCGAACGAGCCCGAUUUAUCGUCGAGAAAGCCGAGCAGGAGAGGCAAGCCAACGUCAUCCGCGCUGAGGGUGAGGCAGACAGUGCAGACAUUAUCAGCAAGGCUGUUGCCAAGGCUGGUGAUGGUCUUAUCCAGAUCCGAAGAAUCGAAGCCAGUCGUGAAAUUGCUCAAACGCUCGCCUCAAACCCCAAUGUAACAUAUAUCCCUGGCGGUGAGGGUGGAAAGGAAGGUGGGAAGGGAACCGGCCUUCUACUAGGCCUGAGAUCAUAG